This is a messenger RNA of Funneliformis caledonium, 1161 nucleotides long. NCBI's taxonomy places the organism in Eukaryota, Fungi, Glomeromycota, Glomeromycetes, Glomerales, Glomeraceae. The record is from the annotation of a GenBank genome assembly.
AUGGCUGCUUAUAUGUUAGAUCCAUGUUUUUUAGAAGAAAGUAGGAAUACAGAUUUAGAGGCAACUGGAUAUUCUGAAUUUACAGCAUUUACUAACAAAUUGUUUGAUCAGGAGAAAUCUGUAACAUUGUUUAUUGAGCUAGUAAAAUUUCGCCAAAAAGCUUCACCAUAUGAUAAUGAAAUAAUUUGGAUGUCAUCAUCUACUCUUAGUCCUUCUCAUCUGCAGAGAGAAAAUUUUCUACUUUUGGAUUUAUUCAUAGCAAAAUCCGAAAUCGAUUACGUAAUGAUCGCGUUAAAUAAUGGAGGCAAUGAAGGAGGCGAUGAUAAUGACGAUAAUUUAUUGAAUUUUGAUGAUAUUCCUAUUGACAGUACUCAAAAUGGGUCUGUUCUACCAAAGACUCCAAGUUCCUUGGAGCAAGUUGUACCUAAACAACGAUUUGUUAUCAAUAAAAUGAUCUUAAAAGAUUUAAGUCUUAUUCUGUCAUUUUCUGCUAUUGUUGGAUCAAAUGGUUCGGGAAAAUCAAAUGGGCUGGAUGCUUGCAGAGUUGAUGUAUAUUUUGAAGAAAUUCUUGACUUGCCUGGUUCGGAUAAUUAUGAGGUUUUACCUCAAUCUCAAUUGGUUAUCUCGCGUCAAGCAUUUCGUAAUAAUGCAAGCAAGUAUUUCAUAAAUGGGCGACAAAGCAAUUACACUGAAGUUACAAGCCCUCUUGAAGAUGUAUAUGAAAAGGGUGAAACAUUGGAUGAAGAACGAUCAAAAAAAUUAAAUCGCCUUAAAAUCGUUGAAAAGGAAAAACAAAGUUUAGAGGCCAAGAAAAAAGAAGCAGAAGAUUAUCUCCGAGAUGAAAACACGUUAACUUUGAAACAGUCCGCCCUUUAUCAAAAAAAAAUUUCUAGAAUAGAAGAAGAAGAAAAGAAUGUUCAGAUAAAACAAGAUAACAAAGUUCUUGAAGAUAUAUACAGAGAUUCUGUUAAUGUCUUUCAGCAACGUGAAAAAGUAGCAAAUGAAAUUAUAGUAGAAUCGGCAAAUUAUGAAAAAGUAUAUAUUAACCUGGAAGAAAGAAAGAAACACGCAAAUUCUAAGCAGAAGAAACUGACAAUGAAAAUUCCUACAGAUCAAGAAAGGGAGCUUGAAAUAAUCAGGGAAAGUUUAAAGGGUAUGUGA